Messenger RNA from Alnus glutinosa, 1128 nucleotides. RefSeq names its product large ribosomal subunit protein uL3c. The record is from RefSeq and is a predicted model, not a curated record. NCBI's taxonomy places the organism in Eukaryota, Viridiplantae, Streptophyta, Magnoliopsida, Fagales, Betulaceae. Gene Ontology annotation, molecular function: structural constituent of ribosome. Gene Ontology annotation, cellular component: ribosome; chloroplast envelope. The transcript is spliced from 2 exons. The coding region runs from base 160 to 1011 and encodes 283 amino acids. Gene Ontology annotation, biological process: translation.
AGAGAGAAGCGAGUAGAAAGAGAACAGCUUUUUUGUGGUGCUAUCCAUAACUGCGAGCGAGAGCGAGAGCGAGAGCGAGAAUGAGUGAGUGAUUAAAUUUGUUAAAUUAUUCGAGUUUUGAGGAAAAACAAAAUCAAUUGCUGCAAGAAAGGAGGAAAGAUGUCAAUCCCGUCAGUAUCGAUUUGGAGAGCAACGAUUCCAAUUGGCCAUAAUGCUCACAAUCAUCCCCUUUCUCUCAAAUGCUCUUUCAUCAACAACGGCAGUAAUCCAUUUCUGCUCCAACUGCACCGUCCGGACCAUUUGAAACUGUGCAGCAGGAAAGGGAAGGGCAUGGUGGUCAGAAUGGGGUACGAGGCAGGGGUGGGAGUGAUGGGGACCAAGCUGGGCAUGAUGAGCUACUUCGAGCCCGACGGCAAGGUCGUCCCGGUCACCGUGGUGGGAUUUAAAGAAGGAAACGUCGUGACCCAGGUCAAGACCGAGGCCACUGACGGCUACAACGCCGUCCAGCUCGGCUACCGGAGAGUCAGGGACCGCAAGCUCACAAAGCCGGAGCUGGGUCAUUUGCAGAAGGUGGAUGCCAUUCCUAUGCGCCAUCUUCAGGAGUUUCGCUUGGUGUCCGUGGAUGGCUUUGAGCCCAACCAGCGGCUUGUGUUUGAUGAGAUUUUCAAGGAGGGUGAUCUUGUUGAUGUCGCCGGUACCACCAUUGGCAAGGGCUUCCAAGGUGGAAUCAAGCGGCACAACUUUAAAAGGGGUCCAAUGACCCAUGGUUCCAAGAGUCAUAGAGCUCUUGGAUCCAUUGGUGCUGGAACAACACCAGGUCGUGUAUACAAGGGAAAGAAGAUGCCUGGAAGGAUGGGAGGAACCAAGACAAAGAUCAGAAAGCUUAAGAUUGUCAAAGUUGACAAUGAUCUUAAUGUUGUCAUGAUUAAAGGUGCUGUUCCUGGUAAGCCAGGAAAUCUUUUGAGGAUAACUCCGGCAAAGAUUGUUGGGAAGAAUAUUCCUAAGAAUUAGCUUCUUUUUUUUAAUAUUUUUUUGGGUUAGAUCUUCCUUUUUUUACUUGUUUUAUUGUUGUGUAUUUUUGCAUUGUCAAAUUACUUUAAGUCUAUAACACUUACUGAUUGUUAGCAA